AUGUAUAUUAAAACAGCACAACCUCAGCUGACAAAGAACCCGACAGAGAACCCGACAGAGAACCUGACAGAGAACCCGACAGAGAACCUGACAGAGAACCUGACAGAGAACCCGACAGAGAACCUAACAGAGAACCUGACAGAGAACCUGACAGAGAACCUGACAGAGAACCCGACAGAGAACCUGACAGAGAACCCGACAGAGAAUCUGACAGAGAACCCGACAGAGAACCCGAUAGAGAACCUGACAGAGAACCCGACAGAGAACCCGACAGAGAACCUGACAGAGAACCCGACAAAGAACCCGACAGAGAACCUGACAGAGAACCCGACAGAGAACCCGACAGAGAACCCGACAGAGAACCCGACAGAGAACCCGACAGAGAACCCGACAGAGAACCCGACAGAGAACCCGACAGAGAACCCGACAGAGAACCCGACAGAGAACCUGACAGAGAACCCGACAGAGAACCCGACAAAGAACCCGACAGAGAACCCGACAGAGAACCUGACAGAGAACCCGACAGAGAACCUGACAGAGAACCCGACACAGAACCCGACAGAGAACCUGACAGAGAACCCGACAGAGAACCCGACAGAGAACCCGACAGAGAACCCGACAGAGAACCCGACAGAGAACCCGACAGAGAACCCGACAGAGAACCCGACAGAGAACCCGACAGAGAACCUGACAGAGAACCCGACAGAGAACCCGACAGAGAACCCGACAGAGAACCCGACAGAGAACUUGACAGAGAACCUGACAGAGAACCUACAGCUUUCAUAA
Molecule: messenger RNA, 786 nt
Organism: Knipowitschia caucasica
Lineage: Eukaryota; Metazoa; Chordata; Actinopteri; Gobiiformes; Gobiidae
Source: the annotation of a GenBank genome assembly